AUGUCUUCUCAAGCCAAUACACCAAACUAUUUAGACACUAAGAACUCACACUACACUUGGAGCAGUCACCAUGACGUCUACGGGGAGAAUUAUAACGUCUACAAGUACUCCAAUACUUCUAGAUAUGAAUCUGGAUCAGGAAGAUCUUCUGGGAGCUUCAGAUCGACCCAGGAAGACUUCUACAAAGCUGGAUUGGAAUCAAAGUACUUGGCAAGCAAAAACAAGACUACGGAUAAGAAAACUGUCAAUUCUGCAGCUCCUGUUGGUGUGGAAGUGAUGAAAAAACGUAGGCUAGCUGCAAACGCUCGUGAAAGACGAAAAAUGAACAGUUUGAAUGAUGCUUUCGAUAGGUUAAGGGACGUGGUGCCUAGUUUGGAAAAUGACAGGAAGCUGAGCAAGUUCGAGACGUUACAAAUGGCACAGACUUACAUUGCUGCUCUUCACGAACUUCUGCAAAGGGAUUAG
Sitophilus oryzae (rice weevil) is the source of this 465-nucleotide messenger RNA. RefSeq names its product basic helix-loop-helix transcription factor amos-like. The record is from RefSeq and is a predicted model, not a curated record. Bases 1 to 465 code for a protein of 154 amino acids. The transcript has a single exon. Lineage: Eukaryota; Metazoa; Arthropoda; Insecta; Coleoptera; Curculionidae. Gene Ontology annotation, molecular function: protein dimerization activity.